Messenger RNA from Eupeodes corollae, 1862 nucleotides. RefSeq lists its product as uncharacterized. The record is from RefSeq and is a predicted model, not a curated record. Lineage: Eukaryota; Metazoa; Arthropoda; Insecta; Diptera; Syrphidae. Bases 492 to 1862 code for a protein of 456 amino acids. The transcript is spliced from 2 exons.
UCAAAAUGUCAGUUUUGAGCUUAGUCCUUUCCAUAGUCCUAAUUCAGGCAAUUCUUCUAAAAGCUACUUCAGUUCUACCAGAAGCUAUUUCCUUCGCAAUCGGAAACUCGUUUAAUAAAUCUGCUGAUCUCCUACACAUUGCCAUUGAAACCGAUUUUGAUGACGAUGAAAGUCAAGUUAGAUUCCUGGACACAUUGCAGAUUAUUCUUGAGAAGAAUUGGAGGUUUUGUGUUCAAAUUGAUGUCAAUAAUAGAUUUGGACAUGUUGAACAAGCUGUAAGUGAUUACAAUUUGUGGUUUGUAGACUCGUACAGAGCUUUUCGGUAAGUUUAUGACAGAUUUUCAAUAUCUUCUAACAAAUUGAUAACUUUUUUUGUUUGAAGGCGUUUGGUUCGUUGGAUUCGCGCUUAUCACAGGGAUUCACAGCUUUUUAAUUUUAUUGUUUUAAGAACUGCUAAGAUCAAAGGGCUCUACUUCAUUGUGAUACAGCAAAUGUUCACUGAUUUUCUUAGACUUAUGGUUGGAAAUGUCAAUAUUAUCGUUGAGACUAAUUCCGGCGAAGUUCUAUUUUAUACAUUCUACCCUUAUCAAGAUCUUCAUUGUAGAUCACCAGAGCCUUCAAUUGAAUUUCGAUACGAUAAUAACAUCAGUCAAAAAAGUCUUCAAUUUUUUCCCGAGAAGGCCAAAAAUUUUCACAGAUGUCCUCUAAGAAUUAGAACAAGAAACGAGCUUGUUCUUACCCUUGGAAACUACACAAUGCCCAACCAAUUGAGGAACUACGAAAUGUCAAUUUUGGAAUAUGAGAUAUUGAAAGAGCUCUCUUUAAAAAUGAAUUUUUCAUUCGACAUUUAUCAUAGCAGUGACAGUGGACUUAAUAAUUCGCUAGCAGAUGGAAAAUUUGAUGUCGCAUUGGGGUCUUUUGCCAAUGAUGCUCAGGUAAAUCGACUUCAUUCGGCAAGUGUAACGUACUUUAUGUCUUGGCUUUUGAUUGCCCUCCAGCGUCGGCCUGAUGUUCUCCGCACGCUAAUUUGGUUGCUGGUUCCAUUCAAUUCUACAACUUGGCUUUGCACUCUGGGGUUCCUGAUUCUAACUACUUUGUGUAUCGUUUCGGUGAGAAGAAAUAAGAAACUUGUAAGUAUUUUUCAUCUUAAUAAUUCUGGAAGUCUUGAGAUAUUGUCCGUGACCAUUGGAGCAUCAGUAGAACAGCUGCCAAGGAAAACUUCCCUACGAUUUGCCUUUAUAGUUUUGAGCUUGGGAGCACUUAUUCUCAGGUCAGCCUAUUUGGGCAAACUUUUUGAUGCAUAUCGAGGGCGUACAAUGGUCGAACCACCUAAAAGUGUGAUGGAGCUUUUAGCUGAGAAUUACACAAUUUACGCACACGAUAUCUUUAAACCAGUCAUUGAAGACCUAAUUGGUAGCAAAAAUAUCCAUUUCGAGAAUUUGCAACGAUAUGGAAGUAGUCUGGAAAUUCUAUCUGACACUGCCCAAAGGAAUGCAUUUGUAGUUUCGUUCAUUUACAUUUAUACUUUUCACACGGCCGAACAGCGUAAGGACAUAAUUUUGAAAACGGUUUUGCGACAGCAGGUUUGUAUGUUUUUCCAACAACACUCUAUUAUUGUUCCAAGGGUUAACGAAAUCAUUAUGAGAAUGGAAGAAGCUGGUAUUUUACAUAAUUUAAGGCAAAACUAUGAGGAGUUGCAUCAUAAUACUUUAUCAUCGGGUGAAAUUUUAAAUAAGCCAAUACCGUUAAUUUUGGAACGAUUUGAAUUCACGUUUUAUUUGUUUGCUUUAUUGAAUUCGGUGGCAAUAUUGAUAUUUGUUGUUGAAUUGUUUGUGGACAAAGUGUUAAAAGUUAAAUACUAA